Lucilia sericata (common green bottle fly) is the source of this 896-nucleotide messenger RNA. It is a transcript of the gene RPA2, whose product is annotated as replication protein A 32 kDa subunit. Lineage: Eukaryota; Metazoa; Arthropoda; Insecta; Diptera; Calliphoridae. Gene Ontology annotation, molecular function: DNA binding. Gene Ontology annotation, cellular component: site of double-strand break; chromosome, telomeric region; nucleus. Bases 112 to 816 code for a protein of 234 amino acids. Gene Ontology annotation, biological process: nucleotide-excision repair; double-strand break repair via homologous recombination; DNA replication. The transcript is spliced from 3 exons. The record is from RefSeq and is a predicted model, not a curated record.
GAUUUAAAAACGCGGCAACAACACAUGCAAACAAACAAACAAACCAACAGCGAAACUGGGUAGCCAAUUUUCUUUAUUAUUCAGCAAAAAUUUCAUCACAUUUGAAAUAAAAUGAACGAUACAUACCAAGGAGAUUUUAAUGCAACACAAACAACUGAGGGAGCUUCGGCUGAAAAAAAAGCUGAGGGUAUUGUUCCGGUAUUAAUAAAGCAAGUCCUAAAUUCUCCAGAAGGAAACUUUCAGAUGUUCGAUAUGACAUUUAGCAUGGUGUAUGUAAAGGCGAUUGUGCGUAAUAUUGAAACAUCAUCAACAAAGAUAACUUAUUUGUUGGAGGAUAGUACUGGACGGAUUGAUGCUCACUAUUGGUUGGAGGAAGGGGACACUUUGAAGGCGCCCGAUGUUAUGGUAAACAAAUAUGCCACUGUUUAUGGAAGUGUAAGAUCGCAGGGCGGACAAAAGACAUUAAUGGUUUUUAAAAUGCUGCCGGUUAAUGACCCUAACGAAGUAGUCACCCAUGUACUGGAAGUUUUAAAUGCUAGAUACAAAGCUGAAGAAUAUGCAACUAAGGGAUAUGGCGAUUUCGGUGGUUCUAAAUCUUCAACCGGAGGUAGUGAUUUAGGCUUAGAAGGAAAACAAUUGGCCGUUUUUCAGGCUAUCAAAAAUCACAACUCUACCGAUGGUAUUAGUCGUUCGGAAUUAAAACGAAAAUUCACACAUAUGACGGAUAAUGAAUUGAAUCCUAUACUAGACUUCAUGAUUGGAGAAGGUCACAUAUAUUCGAGCAUAGAUGCAGACCAUUUUCUCAGCACAGAGUAGCUCUACUGUAUUUAUAAAAUUGUUUAAUAUUAAGAUAUUUUUAUUUACCAUAUUCAAUAUAUCUUUGAGAGAAAUAUAAA